AUGGACCCAAGGCUUUACAAAUCUGAAACGUCAGGGGACAUUUGCUUCCUCAAACAACUUCUUAAUGACAAUCCAAGCCUACUAUAUCAACUUAAACCCCGAGAAAACACAGCCCUCCAUAUCGCCGGGCAAUUUGGACACAAGAAGGUUGUGGCUGAGAUUUAUAGCAGAUGCAGGUCCCUUCUCACACAGCAAAACUUAGAUGGAGAUACUCCCUUAAAUGUGCCUGCAAGGGUUGGUUGCUUCUCUAUCUUCAAUGAUCUGGUCAGAGAAAUUCAUUCCAUGUCACAGACAGACUUCAGGAAUGAGAAUAACGGCAUGUUUGAGACACUGAGAAUGGGAAAUGGGGGGAGCAACACAGUUUUACAUGAAGCUGUGAGGAAUGGUCACAUUAAAUUGGUUGAGUUCUUGCUUACAAUGGACCCUAAAUUGGCGACUGUUGAAAAUGAUGCGGGCGAGUCUCCAUUGUAUCUGGCUGCAAGAGGAGGAAUGUUUGAGAUUCUGAAUCAGAUUUUAAAAUCAACUGCAUCAUCAGCUCAUGGCGGGUCAGAUGGCCAAACAGCUUUGCAUGCUGCUGCUAUCGAGAAGCAUUUUGGUACGUCAUACUUUGGCCCAAAUGCUCUUCACAUGGCCAUCGUUGGUGGCCAGGCAAAUGUGGCCAGAAAAACCUGGAUUGUGUAUUACUUGAUGUGGGAUGGAAGAGUGCAUCAAAGUUCCAAGAACAAAUGUGGUCAAGCAGCAUUUGACAUUGAUAGGUCAAUUAAAGAGUCCAGGAUUACAUCUCCCAGGACCAUUAUCCCAGACAUUUGGGGACGUCUUGGUACCCGAGAUUCAUGUUUAGACAACAUCAAGAUUUCCCCAAGAGCAGAACAAGAAGAAGCCAAUGCAGUGCAAACUUACAUGCAAAUGGGUCAGACCCUUAUGAUGGUUACAACUCUUAUCACAACCGUAACAUUUGCAGCUGCCUUCACAAUGCCUGGAGGCUACAACAAUGAUGUAGGACCAGACCAAGGGCAGGCGCUUCUGCAGUCAAAUAAUGAUUUCAAGUGGUUCAUCAUCACAGACAGCAUUGCCAUGACUUGCUCAAUAAUUGCAUCUUGCCUUCUGUUCUGGGGAGCUGUCAACAGCAACAAGUCCUCUUAUGUUUACUAUUUCACAAGUGCUGCAGCUCUUACAUAUAUUGCUCUACAAUCCACUGCAAUAGCAUUCGAAACAGGGAUUAAGGCUGUCAUGGCCCAUCAGCAAUUUGCCAAAACCUUGGAACUCAUAGUCGGAACUGCUUUUCAUGUUAGUACCUUCUUGUUUCUCUCCCAACUGGUGAAAACGCUUUCACUACCUGAAGCCUGCAAAUUCUUGAUUUCUCAUCUCUAUAAGCUCAGUUGCAAAAUUAAGAACAAGCAAUGA
Messenger RNA from Prunus avium (sweet cherry), 1404 nucleotides. The record is from RefSeq and is a predicted model, not a curated record. Lineage: Eukaryota; Viridiplantae; Streptophyta; Magnoliopsida; Rosales; Rosaceae.